Messenger RNA from Pecten maximus, 4409 nucleotides. RefSeq names its product cyclin-dependent kinase 1-like. The coding region runs from base 88 to 1002 and encodes 304 amino acids. Gene Ontology annotation, molecular function: ATP binding; cyclin-dependent protein serine/threonine kinase activity; RNA polymerase II CTD heptapeptide repeat kinase activity. The record is from RefSeq and is a predicted model, not a curated record. Gene Ontology annotation, cellular component: nucleus. Lineage: Eukaryota; Metazoa; Mollusca; Bivalvia; Pectinida; Pectinidae. Gene Ontology annotation, biological process: protein phosphorylation; mitotic G2 DNA damage checkpoint signaling; G2/M transition of mitotic cell cycle. The transcript is spliced from 8 exons.
UUCGAAACAGCGGCAUUUCUGAAGUGGAGAAAGAAACGAAUUAUCUACAGAACUUAGAAGAUAUCAUUUCACACUGAGAGAGGAACAAUGGAGGAUUACAUCAAAAUCGAGAAAAUUGGCGAAGGAACUUAUGGAGUUGUGUAUAAAGGCAGACAUAAGAAGUCUAACAGAACUGUUGCCUUAAAGAAAAUCCGUCUGGAGAGCGAGGAGGAAGGUGUUCCAUCCACAGCAAUCCGAGAGAUAUCUUUGUUAAAAGAAUUACAGCAUCCUAAUAUUGUGGGACUGGAAGAUGUCCUCAUGCAGGAGAACAAACUAUUCUUGGUGUUUGAGUUUCUGUCAAUGGACCUGAAACGAUACAUGGACUCUAUACCGUCUGGUCAGUUUAUGGACAAAAUGCUGGUCAAGAGUUACCUAUACCAGAUCAUGCAGGGCAUACUGUUCUGUCACCAACGCCGAGUGUUACAUCGUGACCUCAAACCACAGAACCUUCUCAUCGACAAUAAAGGCAUUAUCAAAUUGGCAGACUUUGGCCUGGCAAGGGCGUUCGGUAUCCCUGUGAGGGUGUACACACAUGAGGUUGUGACGCUGUGGUAUCGGUCGCCAGAAAUCCUGCUUGGUUGUCAGAGGUAUUCCACUCCAGUUGACAUCUGGAGUAUUGGUUGUAUAUUUGCUGAAAUGAUAACAAAACGACCACUGUUCCAUGGAGAUUCAGAAAUCGAUCAACUAUUCCGAAUAUUCAGAACCCUGACCACGCCCACUGAAGAAGAUUGGCCCGGAGUCACAAAUAUGCCCGACUAUAAACCAACAUUCCCUAACUGGAGGACAAACCAGCUAGCCUCAGCAGUCAAACAGCUUGACAACACCGGCCUUGACAUCUUACAGCAAAUGUUGAUUUAUGAUCCUGCAUACAGAAUCUCUGCCAAGAGAGCGCUCAACCAUACCUACUUUGCCAACUUAGACAAAUCUGGACUUCCAGCAAACCUGACCACUCCUGGAUUUUGAUUUCUAGUCACACAUGAGAAAACCGCUAUAGGACCUUAAUCUCAAAAUUAGUUCACGGAUUUGGCUGCCUAAGAGGAUGAUAAAGAAACUGACAUAGGAUUCGGCAGCUGAUUUUGAGUGCAUCCAUUGACGAUCGGAUGGUUUAAUUGUUAGCUAAAGGAAAAUAGAUCACUAUUUCAUGUGCUCAUAAUUCUUUGAAGGUUAUUUCUUUCAAAUAUGGUUAUGAAUCUCUUUUAAUUGAGGCAGAAUGAAUCAGUUACCUUAAGAAAGUUACAACCAGCCGAAAACCAAGACAUUUUAAACUUCACGAUGUGCUUGUGCAUGAAUAGUGCCUAUCUAUGAAAAAAUGCUUUUGAAAUUUGUGUGCUAUAGUGCUUUAUAGAAUUGUGAGGAGAUAGUCGGUUAAGCCUUUUCAUUUUAGAUCUUUGAUAGUGCGUUUAUAUGUAAUUUGAAAGAAAAUGACCUCACAAAUUUUAACAUGUAAAGAUCAUUCCUCAGUGAUAGGAUGUGUUUUGUAAGAUUGAUAUCCGAGGCCAAAAUUCAAAAGUUGUGUUGUUCAUGCAUAUGUGUACCUGUCUAUGCAGAAUCUAAUACAGAUUUUACGACGCCAAUCACGUAUACAGCACUAGCAUUCAGGGAUGAAAUUCAGGGGAAUUCAUGUUGAGUUUUUCCAUUUUUUUAAAAGAGAAAUUUUUGUCAAAGUUUUUAAACUUUUGACAUUUUUACUAUAAAAGUGGCUAUUUGUGUCCCUUGUUUCAUGUUCACUUUUAUUUCUUCCUAUUUUUUCCUACCUCUGAAUGUUUAAUUUUGAGAUAUUUGUUUGAAAAUAUUCAUUAUCUCCCAUUAUUCUCUACAUGACAUUUGACUUAAAAAGCAAAACCAGAACGCUGUUGGUUUGUAUAAAGAAUAGUCAUUUUGCCAGGAAAAAACGAAAGUAAGAACAAAUAUUUCCUAAGGUUGAUCAAAAUUCCAGUUAAAAUAUAUAUAUGCUGGUGCUUUCGGAGAAAAAAUGUGUUGUGUUCUAUUAAAUCAUGAUAAUUAUAAUAUCAAAGCUACUGGUUUUUUUUUUCUGUGGAUGAUCGAUUGCUGCCAGGUAGGCAGUUAUUCUGGCUACGGGCAGUAGUAAUCAAGUUUCUCAAAAUGACAUAUUAAUCAUAGAAUUGCAAAUGAAAGAUCUGAUUUUACAAGGACGUAAGAUUCUCACAAACCAUCUGAAUUAUUCCUUGAUCUCCAUAAGACUAUUUUAAGUCUCAAUAAACUAAAUGUGUGUAUAUAUCGUUUAUAGGUUUAUGAAAAAUCAGUGGUCAAGAAAAUUUUCACUUUAUAUAUGAAAUUUCAUUUUUUUUACUGUCAUCAGCACAUUUUACAUCAUAAGCAACAGAAAGAAAACUUUAUUUUUAUUUUUGUAUUUUUAAAACAAUCUUUGUAAAAGUCAUUUUCAUAAUGAUUUUGUCAUAAUGCAUACAAUUUCAUUUUUUUUAAUAACCUUCAGAAAAGCAACACAUUCAUAAAUUUAUUGAUAAAUUCAUAUUACAUACAAAUAUAAUUAAAAUGAACUUUUUCAUAAUUUGAAAUAGGAAAAUUUUUUAAUUUUUUUUUUUCUGACAGGAAACGCCCAUCACCAAUUUAACAGUAUGUAAUACAUAUGUAUUUAUUGUUUGGAGUGCAUAAUUGCCACCAUUUACACAUACAAUGAACAUACAUGUGUAGUACACUUACAAACUGAAAUUUUCCAUGUACAUAUUACACAUCCGAUCAAAUCACAUUUUAUACAAAAAUUAAAAACAAUUUUUUUGGAUUUCUAAUAAAUCACUUUAUAGAUGCAAAAGAUUUUUUUUUAGAACAUUGAUUCAUAAAAUAAAAACCAAGUACAUUGUCAGAGCAAGUCGCACAGUCUACAAUAUGCCCCUAUCAGAAAGUAUGACAAAGAGGGGGAAAUAACCAUUGGAUUAUUCUGUUUCAUUAAACUCGAAUAAUUUCUUUUUAACCCAAAACUGAAAUGGCUAUUCCAGUAUAGAUACAUCUCCAUAACAUGUUAAUUGCAUGUCAUGAAUCUGAUUGCUAAAAUUACAAUGUAACAUUUAACAGUGAACUAUGACCUAAUUAUUGUUUUUAGCCAAUUAUAUUGUAGUACUGUUAUCUGUCCUUCAUUUCAUCUUCAAACUUUCCUCAUCUCUCUAUCUCUUCUAAUGAUCUUUCCUUUCUUGCCUUCUGUUACUUCUUUGUCCUUUUUUUUUCUAUAUUUUUCAGCAUCUUCACAAAUUUUUGUAGUGAGCAAGUUAUGACCAGAGUAAAGUUUGUGUGUGUAUGUUCACAGCAUGUUUGGUACCCUAUUUCUUCGUUUUACUACUUAAUAUUUAGAUCUUCUAAUAUGUGGUUGUUUUUAUGAACUAAAUAUUUAAAGGGACUUAUUUACAGACAAAAAUAACAUUUAAGAAAAAAAUAUCAUUGUCUUGAAUCUUACAAGUAAUUCUCUCAAUAUAGUUUGUUUCCAGUACUAUGACCAACCGUACAUGGGAACAGAUGUCAAAUUAGCUUGCUCGUUAAACAGACAAUUAACAAGGACAACUGAUGUUGAGGAUCAAUGCAGCUUUAAGGGAAUGUGCCCUUUUUUACUAUCUAAGCAGGAAAAGCCAGAGUUUCAAGGGGUCAAAGGUCCCUGGUAGUUUCAGUUUUUUGUUUGCAAAAGCAAGGCAGUGGUUUGUUUUGAAAAUGCUCCCAUCAAUAUUUGACAAGUUUUGCUUUUGAAAAUUUCCAUCAAAUAUUUUUUUUGAUUGGACAACGUCCCUUUAAAUAUUUCAUUGUCAAGGAUUUCCAGCACUGCAUGAGAUUACCAUUCCACAAAUGUGUUCAAUGGAUGAAUAUCACCAUUUUAUUAAAAUGUUGAAAGUUGUGAUUUUAAAUACUUGCAUGUAGUAUAACCAUAUUUGCAAAGCUUGCAUUUCAUCAUUCAGUAACAUGAUCUGUAUGUAAGAAUCUGUUAUUCUUGAAUCAGUAAAUCAACAUCAUCGACAUAUAUGCCUUUUCCGAUGUAAAGGAAAUGCUCAAUUUGAUUCCCGAUUUUGAGAUUUUGAACUACCUGUGUAAAAAAAAUCUUUUUCUUUACGCAAGCAUUUUCGGCUGCAAAGUGGACAGUUGAUUAGAUUUUUGGGGCAUUUCAUUUUGCAAUAUUCGCGGCCAUUUUAAUAUAGCACGAAAAUAAUUACCUAACAAAUGCAUGGUUUGCGCAAAAUAUAAUAUCCGCAAACUAGGUCAGAUAACCCGGAAAUAAUAACACUAAUAUUUAACGCCCAGUAUUAGGUUGCUGGCCUCUGGUUAGUGACUUGUCCUACAUUGGUCAAAAGGCAAUGUCUAUAUACAUGUUACUUUUUCAAAAGCGGUGCUGCAGAUACUUGUACAGUAUUAAG